CUUUGGUUAUCUGUCUAAUCUGUGCCUAAACUAUAAAAUACAGAAUACAACUAUCAGCUAUAUGUAUAUCGCAUGUACGAAUUACGUACGCGAGUAUAUUUGAAGAAAUAUUAUCUAAUUUCUGGUCUCCCACUCUCUCAAAACACACAGUUAUCAUAAUAUAAUAAGCAUUGGAAUUUUCACGUAUUUUUCGUGACAAUUGUCACACAGCAGGUGAAAACAAGUGACAAUGGCAGCAUUAUUUCGCAUGAAUUGCAUGCAAAGUUUGCGCAGAGGGUUAGCUCUGAUGACACCCAAGGAGACGACGAUAUAUCGUAGGAUAGCGACGACACCGAAUUAUUACGAUAAUGUCAAGGAGAAAACGCUUGUCAAGAAAAAGUGGGUGAGUUAUGGCUUCAGCGUGACAGACGAGGCAGAAGAUCGUCAUACUAUGCAUGCGACUAUGUUCGUCGUUGUAACUAUAGUCUUUGUACUCGGAUUUACUAUCAUGGCUUAUCUACCUGAUGUCAGAGGCAAGGACUGGGCGCAACGAGAAGCAUAUCUGCAAAUUCGAUAUAGAGAGGAACAUGGUCUUCCUCUCAUCGAUCCUAAUCUAAUCGAUCCAUCUAAAAUAACACUGCCAAGCGAUGAAGAAUUAGGCGAUACCGAGAUUAUUAUUUAAAAAGUGUGUUGACGAUGCUAAGAAUUUUGUUUGGAGUUCAAGUGUCGUUGCUCUGCCUAUCUGUGUAUCAAUUUAGUACUUGUUAUAAUGUUAAUUGAGGAUUAUAUAUGUAUUUAUAAUAAAUAUUGCUUUUACGGAUUAAAA
Cataglyphis hispanica is the source of this 805-nucleotide messenger RNA. It is a transcript of the gene NP15.6, whose product is annotated as NADH dehydrogenase [ubiquinone] 1 beta subcomplex subunit 11, mitochondrial. The record is from RefSeq and is a predicted model, not a curated record. The coding region runs from base 230 to 661 and encodes 143 amino acids. The transcript has a single exon. NCBI's taxonomy places the organism in Eukaryota, Metazoa, Arthropoda, Insecta, Hymenoptera, Formicidae.